This is a messenger RNA of Puccinia triticina, 528 nucleotides long. RefSeq lists its product as uncharacterized. Bases 1 to 528 code for a protein of 175 amino acids. The transcript has 4 exons. The record is from RefSeq and is a predicted model, not a curated record. NCBI's taxonomy places the organism in Eukaryota, Fungi, Basidiomycota, Pucciniomycetes, Pucciniales, Pucciniaceae.
AUGUGCAUAACCAAGGAUCUCGAGGGCAAAGAGGAGAGCCUGAUUGGGGACGACGACGGCCUCCAACACGCCUACUUCUCCAGGCCGUCUUCGCCCACUCAUGACUCCCACACCCCUCGCAAUCAGGCUCCGGAUCCGGCAGCGCUCCUGCCCGUCCAGCUCCAGAAGAUCCUCGCAGACCCGGGCGCAUACUCCUAUCGCUGCGACUUGUGCAUCUCCAGACUGGCCUUGAAGCCCGGUGCGCUUCCCCAGACCCGGCCCCAUCCAAGACACGCUUUCCAGUUCGGAGCCAUCAACCAACACGCCGGCCUCGUGCCCCUCAAUGACCAAUCUCAACAUGGUGAUUACGGCGCCUUCGGCAUCGCUCUCAAUGCUCUCAUGAGCGGAAGACCCGCAGAUUGGGCCAAUGCUUACUCAAAACCUUCACGACACUCAAGAUGGUGGCCGAGCCCCCUCUCCAGAGAGGCCUUGCAACCAGAUGCACUGGCAGAGGUCUCUCCGGCCCCGAAGCACGUGGUCCCAUCUUGA